AUGAAGACAGAUAUUGAUAAUAAAAAACCUGAAAAAGGAAAGGAAGCUAAGUAUGUUAACAACAAUUAGACUGAGUAAGAAGAUCCCUAUUAAAAUAAAAAGAAUUGGUAACAGGGUUACAAUCUAAUCAAUCGAUUAUUUAUGAUGCAUCUUCUGAGAAUAUCAGUAAAUGUAAAAAAAGUUCUUUAAUCAGGUAGAAAUAUUGCUCUUUCCAAUUUAUAAACGCUAAGCGAUGACGAACUGUGUGAAACGAAUUCUUCUAUUUUCAUUCAAAACUUAGAAAAUGCUUAAAAGAAUGGUCCCCUCACACCAAUGAAAGUGUGGAAAUCUUUGAUUUCAGUUUUCAAAAAAAAGGGAUAUGUUGUUUUAUUCUUCUCUUUUAUUGAUACGUCUUUGAAAUUGUUCAACUCAGUAGCUUUGAAUUUUUGUAUUUAAAGUCUGAUUGACACCAAUUAGAAAAUGGCUUAUGUUUGGGCAGCUGUUAUGAUGGCUUCUAUGUUCUUUUCAAGUCUUUUUAGAUAAUACAGUUGGACUUUGGGUUUUAAUUUUAACACUCACCUAAGAGCAACUUUUAUUGAUACAAUCUACAGAAAGAUUAAUAGACUUAGCAAUUUUGCAGUAAGAUCAGCAAAUUUAGGAAAAGUUAUAAAUAUUGUCUCUAGUGAUAUGAACACAACUGAGUUAAAAUUCAUUUAUUUGUUUUAAAUGAUUAUUGGAAUUUACACUCUUUCGAUGGCAUGUAUAAUUUUAGCUUUUAGACUAGGGCCUUUAGGAAUGUUAAGCAUAGUUUUCUUAAUUUUAAUUCUUCCUAUUUAAUCAUUAAUUGGAAAGAUCGCCUCCAGGUUUACAUAAAAGAGGGUCUUGAAGAGCGAUGAAAGAAUAAAACUUAUUAAUGAAAUCAUAGAAGGUAUUAGAAUAAUUAAAAUAUACGGAUGGGAAGAAGCCAUGAGAAGGAUCAUUGAAAGAAUUAGAUCAGAUGAAGUUUCUUUUAAUAUUAAAGCCUAUAUUUCUAUGUACACAGAAAAAGCCGUAUCAUCAUCCAGUGUUCUGAUUUCUUCAUGUCUAACUUUUAUUAUCAUUUAUUACGAAGGAAGUUAUGAAUUGAACUACGCUAAGAUUUUCUCUUCUAUUGAAAUGCUUACAUAUAUUAAAGCAAAUAUAAUAUCUUUUUGUGGACAAGGAUUUGCAUACAUCUUUGAAUUACAAAUCUUCUUGAGAAGAUUUAUUGACAUCUAUAACAUUAAGGACAUUUCUUCUCAUAAAAUUGAUUAUACUUCCACAAAUUAUAAUUUAAUAUAACCAAAUGAAGUUGCUAAAUUUGAUUAAUUUUAUUCUUUUUGGAAGGAACCUUCUAUCAAAAACAAUCCACCAACAAAUAAUUAGCUUCAAACUAAUUUAAAGACAGAGGAGUAGCCAGCUUUAUAAGAAUCUGAUGCAUUAUAAAUGGAAAGUCUCAAUCCUACAUUAAGGAAUAUAUCGUUAGCUAUUAAAAGUAAAGAAUUGCUUGCAGUAGUUGGUAAAGUUGGUUGUGGAAAAACAACUUUCUUACAAGUAUUUUUAAAUGAAAUUCCUUACUUUAAAGGUUAUUAUUAAAUCCAACCUCUAAAUGAUUAAGGAAAACCAUUAAAAAUGGCUUAUGUGGAGUAAGAACCUUAUAUCUUUUCGAAUACUGUGAGAGAAAAUAUCUUAUUCGGAUCUCCUUUUGAUUAAGAAUGGUAUAAUUAGGUUGUUAAACAUUGCUGUUUGCUUCCAGAUUUCGAAUAGAUGGAUUAAGGCGAUUUAACUGUGAUUGGGGAAAGAGGUGUUAAUUUAAGUGGUGGCCAAAAGGCUAGAAUAUGCUUAGCUAGAGCUGUUUAUAGCAAAGCUGAUCUGUAUUUAUUGGAUGAUCCUUUAAGCGCUGUAGACUCUAAAGUAGCCAAAGAUUUAUUCUUUUCAUGCAUCAGAGGAAUUUUAAAAGAAAAAACUGUCAUAUUAGUAACUCACUAAAUUCAUUUCACAAGAAAUUGCGAUAGAAUAGCCAUUCUAGAUGAAAGUGGUUCCCUUAAAAAUAUAGGUUCUUUUGAAGAGCUUCAAGAUGAUCUCAAGAUUUUGACUGCUGGCUAGUUAAAGUUUGAAAAUAUGGGAGACUCGAGAAAAUUAUCAUAAAAAAGUAUUGAUCAAUAAAGCUAAAAAUCAUAAAAAAAGGUAAAAGAAGAAGAAGAAAAAAAAGAAGAUUCAAGCGAUGAUGGUGAAGGUUAAAUAGAUUAAAAAAAAGAGGAAAAACCUAAGUAAGCAAACCAAAUAAAACCUGAGAAUGUUGAAAUUACUUUUUCUACAUACACAAGAUACUUAAAGCUGAUUAAUUAAGUAAUAUGUUUUUUUCCUUUGUGGCUAAUCAUUUUGUUUGCGAGUGCAGAAUGUGCAUUCACUACAUACAAUAGAGCAUUGGGGUAUUUUGACUCGGUGUCUGAUGAUAAUAAACAUAAAUUAUUUGGUUUUUGGGUAGGUUUUGCAUUUUUAUAUAUGACACUGAAUGGAAUUAAAUAUAUUACACUUUCUGUAGGAAUUCAAAAAGGAAACAAGUAAUUACAUAGCAAGAUGCUAGAGUCUCUUGUUAGAGCUCCUGUCUUAUUUUUCGACCGAACCUCUAGUGGUAAUUUAAUGAACAAAUUCUCAAACGAUAUCAGUUUACUAGAUAAUUUACUUCCUUUUUGUUCUUGUGAUUCGUUGGAUAUUUUUAGUAAUUUCUUAAAUUUAAUGAUUACUUGUAUAGUCUUCACUCCAUAUGUAGUUUUUCCUGCUAUUGCACAAAUCAUUUUAUUGUCAAUCUUCUUUAUGUACUCUAAAGAAAUCAUUAUCAAAAUUAGACAAAUGGAUUUAAUGCAAAAAACCCCUGUCUUUUCUCAUUUUAAUUCAACUUUAUAAGGCGUCAUACCUAUCAAAGUCUAUGGUUAAAACAACACUUUCUUAAAUAAAAUGAGUGCUUUGUGCAAUAAUAGUUAGAGAGCUAAUAUGUCCUUCUGGCUUUGUAGUAGAUUCUUUGGUGGAUACAUUCAAUCUAUAUCUAUCUUGUGCUCAACUGUUGGAGUUUUUAUUAUAAUUGCAAUUCCUGGCUAAUCUACUAGCUAGUAAGCUUAAGCUAUAACUUAUUUCAUGCUUAUGGUUGAUGCAAUCCAGUGGUGCUUAAGAUAAAUGAUUACAACAGAUUCGGUUAUGAAUUCAUUCGAAAGAGUCAACAUUCUCAUUAACUAAACUCCUGAAGCCUCACUUUAUAAUGAAAAUGAUAAUAAAUACACAAACUAGCUUAACUCAAAGCAAUAAAUAUUGUGGCCUUCCUAAGGUUAAAUUGAAUUUAAAAAUGUAGUUAUGAAAUACUCAAAAGAGCUUCAUCCUGUUUUGAAAGGAUUAAAUUUUAAAGCUAAUUCUGGUGAAAAAAUAGGCUGUAUAGGAAGAACAGGUGCUGGUAAAUCUUCUAUUUUAUAAGCUUUAUUUAGGCUAACAGAGUCUGAAGUAGGAUCUUCUAUUUUAAUAGAUGGAGUUGAUGUUUCUGAGCUAGGACUGCAUAAAUUGAGAUAAAAUAUUUCAAUUAUCCCUUAAAUUCCUUUUGUGUUUGGAGGUACUAUAAGAAGAAAUCUCGAUCCUUUGAACGAGUAUAAGGAUGAAUAGAUCUGGGAAGCUCUUAGAAAUGUAGAAUUGGAUAAAUACAUUUUAGAAAAAUGUAAAAAUGGUAUUGAAACUGAUAUGACUGUAGCCUCAAGUGUAUUCUCAGUUGGAUAGAAGUAGCUCAUUUGCUUAGCCCGUGCAUUAUUAAAGAGAAAUAAAAUUUUAGUCCUUGAUGAAGCAACAGCAAAUGUCGAUAUGGAGACAGAUAAUUUAAUUUAAAAAACCAUAAGAAGCAAAUUUUAAGAAUGCACAGUAUUAACAAUAGCCCAUAGAUUAAACACUAUAGCAGACUAUGAUAAGGUAAUAGUCAUGAGUGAUGGAGUUGUAGCAGAAUACGAUGCUCCUAUUAAUCUUUUGUGCAAUUCGCUAAACGAUGAAGCAAUUACCAAGAACACAAUAUUUGCCCAAAUGGUCAAAAAUACAGGAAAAAAUAAUUCAGCGAAUAUAUUUUAGCUAGCCAAGGAUAAGUACCUAAAUGCAAAUUAAGUAAAUGAGUGA
Tetrahymena thermophila SB210 is the source of this 4140-nucleotide messenger RNA. RefSeq names its product ABC transporter C family protein. Gene Ontology annotation, cellular component: membrane. Lineage: Eukaryota; Ciliophora; Oligohymenophorea; Hymenostomatida; Tetrahymenidae. Gene Ontology annotation, molecular function: ABC-type transporter activity; ATP binding; ATP hydrolysis activity. Gene Ontology annotation, biological process: transmembrane transport. The transcript is spliced from 3 exons. The record is from RefSeq and is a predicted model, not a curated record.